This is a messenger RNA of Nasonia vitripennis (jewel wasp), 1142 nucleotides long. Its product is annotated as peptidyl-tRNA hydrolase 2, mitochondrial. The record is from RefSeq and is a predicted model, not a curated record. Gene Ontology annotation, molecular function: peptidyl-tRNA hydrolase activity. The transcript has 3 exons. The coding region runs from base 152 to 685 and encodes 177 amino acids. Gene Ontology annotation, cellular component: cytosol; mitochondrion. NCBI's taxonomy places the organism in Eukaryota, Metazoa, Arthropoda, Insecta, Hymenoptera, Pteromalidae.
AUAUAUACAUCGUAGUAUAUGCUCGAAGCAUCGUGCAAACUCGAUGAGGUUAUGUCUAAUACAAAUCACCAAAACGUGGUGAAAACUGUAACAAAACGGCAAAAUUAAUGUAUGUAUGUAUAUGUUACAGUAUAUUUAUUAAUACGAAAAAAUGGAGGCCGUUUUUGAAUUAUUAGACUACUUAAAAAGUAUCUCGAUUACCGUACCUUUAACAUUGCUGCUUAGUUAUGGAUUGUAUAAAGUUUACAGGAGGAAACAAGCACAGCCCUCCGAAGGAAAAGAAUAUUCAGAUGACUCGUCAUCAGAUUCAAGUAGCUCAGACAGUGCCAUGGAUGAUUAUUUUAAAUUAGUCUUAGUUGUCAGAAAUGACCUGAAAAUGGGAAAAGGCAAAGUUGCUGCUCAGUGCGCACAUGCAGCAGUAGCAGCCUACAAAUUAGCCAAAAAGUACCCCACAAUUCUUAAAGCAUGGGAAUACAAUGGUCAAACUAAAAUCACCCUCAAGUGUGAAACUGAAGCUGAAUUAAUGGAGUUGCACCAGACUGCAAAAAAAAUAGGACUUUUAUCAAACAUUGUGCGAGAUGCAGGUCAAACACAAGUAGCGCCAGGUAGCAGAACAGUAUGUGGAAUAGGACCAGGACCUUGUAAAUUUAUAGAUCAAAUAACUGGUCAUUUAAAAUUAUAUUGAUUUUUUAAAAUCCAGCUUAUUUCUAUAAAAGAUUUUUAUCAUUAACGGCCAUGGAGAUAAACCCUUAAACUUAAAUUUAAAUUAUAAAAAGUAAAAAUGGAUACAUAAGAAUAUUCAGAAUCUAAUUUUUUUGCCAACUAACUUGUCUUGCAAAAGGCAUAUUUUUGUAAUAUAUGUAAACAGCAUUUUAUAAAAUUUAUAAGAUACUUAUUUAGAAAAUAAAUUUUCUUCGGGUAGAAAUAAAACGAAAUUCUGCUAGUAAUUCGAAAUGAACCAUUUAUUUUCUAAAUCUUUAUAAAGGGAUAUUUUACAUGUUUAGUAUUAGAAAUCUAUAUAGUACAUUUUCUUCUAAAAAUGUGGACGGCACUGUUAUUCAAUCAUAUAAACUGCUCUUUUAUUAUUUUGUUCACUACUGAAUGAGGUUUACUUUAAUUAUAUGCAUUUUAAUUAUCUCAAA